Messenger RNA from Frankliniella occidentalis (western flower thrips), 2790 nucleotides. It is a transcript of the gene ND-75, whose product is annotated as NADH-ubiquinone oxidoreductase 75 kDa subunit, mitochondrial. Bases 169 to 2352 code for a protein of 727 amino acids. The transcript has 14 exons. The record is from RefSeq and is a predicted model, not a curated record. Gene Ontology annotation, biological process: ATP synthesis coupled electron transport. Lineage: Eukaryota; Metazoa; Arthropoda; Insecta; Thysanoptera; Thripidae. Gene Ontology annotation, cellular component: membrane. Gene Ontology annotation, molecular function: iron-sulfur cluster binding; NADH dehydrogenase (ubiquinone) activity.
UUUUGAAACUGGUCUACAACGGUCAGAUUUUCAGACGCCCUGUAGAAAGAUGUGGUCUGUUUGACUUGUAACUUCUGCAUUUCUAACCAGCCGAAAUUCGUCAAACAUCACGACUCGGAUAUAAGAACACUUGUACACAUUUAUAGGACAUAAAUUUAACGAUUCAGAAUGCUUCGAGUACCCUUACACAAGGCCUUGAGCCUUCCAAAUUUACGACAGUUGUCACCAGCAUUGCGUGGUAUUUCUAGUACCCCGGUGCAACUUGAAAAAAUAGAGGUUUUUGUGGAUGACAAACCUGUAUUGGUGGAGCCUGGCACCACAGUGUUGCAGGCAGCUGCAAUGGUUGGUGUUGAAAUUCCUAGGUUUUGCUAUCAUGAACGUUUGGCCGUUGCUGGAAAUUGCCGUAUGUGCCUGGUGGAAGUAGAAAAAUCUCCUAAGCCUGUUGCUGCAUGUGCUAUGCCUGUGAUGAAAGGUUGGAGGAUUAAAACCAACUCAGACAUGACCAAGAAAGCUCGAGAAGGUGUCAUGGAAUUUUUACUUGUAAACCACCCUCUUGAUUGCCCGAUUUGUGAUCAAGGUGGAGAGUGUGAUCUACAAGAUCAGAGUAUGGCGUUUGGAAGUGACAGAAGCCGCUUUACUGACAUUCAGUUUGAUGGAAAGAGAGCUGUAGAGGACAAAGAUGUUGGACCUCUUAUUAAAACUGUCAUGACCCGAUGCAUUCACUGCACCCGCUGUAUUCGUUUUGCAUCUGAGGUUGCUGGAGUGGAUGAUCUGGGAACGACUGGUCGUGGUUCUGAUAUGCAAAUUGGUACUUAUGUUGAGAAAUUCUUUUUAUCUGAACUCUCUGGUAAUGUAAUAGACCUCUGCCCUGUUGGAGCUCUAACUUCAAAACCAUAUGCAUUCACUGCACGGCCAUGGGAAACCCGCAAAACUGAGAGUGUUGAUGUCAUGGAUGCAUUGGGCAGUAAUAUUGUUGUGGCAACCAGAACAGGAGAGGUGCUUCGAAUUCUUCCCAGACUGAAUGAGGACGUGAAUGAAGAGUGGCUUUCAGACAAAUCUCGUUUCGCUUGUGAUGGACUAAAGCGUCAACGUUUAGUUGCCCCUAUGUUGAAAAAUGAAAAUGGGGAGCUAACCGCAGUAGAGUGGGAAGAUGCUCUUAUUGGUGUUGCUAAAGCUUUGCUUAGGGCAGGAGGUCAAUCUGCUGCUGUUGCUGGAGGUUUAGCUGAUGCUGAGGCUCUUAUUGCACUGAAAGAUCUAUUGAACAAACUUGGAUCUGAGGCUCUGUGUACAGAACAUACAUUCCCUCAAGAUGGCUCAGGAACUGACCUGCGUUCCAGUUACCUCCUUAACAACAAAAUUGCAGGAGUUGAGGAUGCUGAUCUUAUUCUUUUAAUUGGUACCAAUCCUCGUUAUGAAGCUCCUCUCUUAAACGCUAGGAUCCGCAAGACCUGGAUUCACAAGGAAUGUGAUGUGGCUCUAUUGGGGCCAAAGGUUGAUCUGUCAUAUGAUUAUGAGCAUCUAGGUGAUGAUACUACAACCUUGAAGAAGUUGGCAUCUGGUCAGCAUCCAUUCAACAAAAAACUGUCUUCAGCUAAGAAGCCGAUGAUUAUUUUGGGUGGUCAACAAUUCGGGAGGCAGGAUGCUGCAGCUAUUCUAGCCGCAGUUCAACAGCUAUCACAAUCUCUCAGUUCAUCUAAUAGUGAUAAGGAAUGGAAAAUUCUCAAUGUUCUACAGCAGGUUGCCUCUCAAGUUGCUGCUCUAGAUAUUGGCUACAAGCCAGGUGUUAGUGCCAUCCGUGAGGAUCCUCCCAAAGUUUUGUUCCUCUUAGGUGCUGAUGAAGGCACUAUUACCAGAGCUGAUCUGCCCAAGGAUUGUUUUGUGGUUUACUUAGGACACCAUGGAGAUCAGGGAGCGUCAAUGGCUGAUGCUAUUCUUCCUGGUGCAACUUACACAGAAAAACAAGGCACAUAUGUUAGCACUGAAGGCCGAACACAACAGACACUGGCUGCCGUCACACCACCAGGAAUGGCCCGUGUUGAUUGGAAGAUUAUUCGGGCAUUGUCAGAGGUUCUGGGUGAGUCUCUCCCCUACGAUGAUCUUAAUGGAGUCAGGCAAAGGCUCACAGAGGUUGCUCCUCACCUGACUCGUUAUGGAUCAGCAGAGAAUGCCAACUACUUUGCUCAGGCAGUAGAGCUCUCCAAGACUGUGAAGGCCCAGCUAGCUUCAACUCCACUUGAUGUGAAGUUAAAGGAACUUCAAGAUUUCUUUAUGACAGAUGCUAUCAGCAGAGCAUCACCUACUAUGGCUAAGUGUGUACAAGCAGUCUUGAAGCAGAAGACUUCAAAGUAUUGAGUAGUAGUUUAAACCAAUUUCUAUUCAACAUGUAAUGCAGAUUUUUUUUUAACUAAAGAGGUUUGCUUGAAGAGGUAGCUUUUCUCUUCAAUGUGAAAUUUUAAUGAACUAUCAGGAACCAACCUGUCAGUAACUUGAAUCCUAUCUUACUUUACAAGUGGUUUGUACAAAGAAAAUGAUAAUUUAUAUGUGUUUAAAGCAGAAACUUUGCUUGUCUUCUUACUACAACUUUAUUUGAUGUGAGCAAAAUUUUGGUAAAACUUUUAAUAGUAAUGCUAUGUAUUGUGAUGUGAGAUUAUUCUACACUGGGUUGUUAUCGUUAGAAUAAUUGUUGAUAAGUCUAUGUAAAAUCUAUCAGCUUAAUACAUUUAAAUAUUAAGCACUGUAAAUUUUUACUUGUACAGAAUGAAAGUGAUAUCAUUAAAACCUAGAAUCGUA